UCAUCAACCAAAAUCUUGUUGGAUAAUACACAACUUAUACUCUGUAAAAGUCCAUAUUAGUCUCAUUACCAUGGCUAGGAUCUGUCUGAUCUUCAGCUUUGCCUUCACUGGUUUCAUAAUGUUGUCUAUGUCACAGAUUGCAUUAGGGGUUUCAAAAGUUGGUCAACUGUUACCACAGCCGGCUGAGGCAGUGGUUCUUUCCGCUCCAGGCGGACUGGCCACGGCAGAGAAGACCGGUAAUACUGAUACACAGACACCAGCUGGCGGGAUCAAAAGAGGUGGGGUCAUAGGAGCAACAUCAGCGAAAGGGUUAGUGCAGCUGAAGGAUCGUGGCGUCCAAGGGGGGAACUUAAAUGAGGCCGAGGUUUACCACCACUCGACAACUGAUCACCUAGACAUCGCAAAUGGAGGAGCGGUCGUGACGCGAGAUGUGAAUACUAAGGUGAACUUGGAAAAAGGCCAAGUGAUUACCGAAGGGAAAGCUGGAGCAAAUAUCCCAAAGGUGGCAAGCGUUAAGACAGGUGCUGCAGGGGUGAGUUCAAAGAACUCAAAGAAGGUAAAUUGGGAUUUGCCUAUGAUGUAAAAAAAAUUUAGGAGAAAGCUGCAAAGGAGGCUAGGGUCAUCUUUAUAUGUUUUCAUCCAGUUAUUGUCUUUUGAUUUUCAAAAUUUCCUAAAAUCUGCUUGUAGUUGGCAUGUUUUUACUUAUGCUCUAUUUAAAUAAAUGUAUUUGGAUGAACAGAAUUGAUUGAAUUUGGAUUAUUUUUCCUCCAAUAGCCGAAU
Messenger RNA from Papaver somniferum (opium poppy), 780 nucleotides. RefSeq lists its product as uncharacterized. The transcript has 2 exons. The record is from RefSeq and is a predicted model, not a curated record. NCBI's taxonomy places the organism in Eukaryota, Viridiplantae, Streptophyta, Magnoliopsida, Ranunculales, Papaveraceae. Bases 71 to 583 code for a protein of 170 amino acids.